Molecule: messenger RNA, 2578 nt
Organism: Glycine soja
Lineage: Eukaryota; Viridiplantae; Streptophyta; Magnoliopsida; Fabales; Fabaceae
Product: putative nuclease HARBI1
Exons: 4
Coding region: 1282-2403 (373 amino acids)
Source: RefSeq, a predicted model, not a curated record
UUAAUCUCAAGAUAUCUCCUCCUAAAAACUCGUGAUUUUAGCUCUUUAUUCUUACCUCCCACACUAACCUUUUUUUGCAUAUAAAUACACACAAGGGUCUUGGUUGUGUCUCACAAACCAUAUUAAAACCCUUUUUUGAAAUACUCUUGUGACCAACCAAGGUCUCUUAUUUCUAGACAUAGGAGGAGGAGAGAAGAAUUGUUUCUAUUUCAAAGAUUCAGCAAAUUAAGGAGCAGAAAAAGUCACAUAUUUUGUUGUUGAAUUCAUCAAUAUGGCUAAGGGAAUCAGAAACCUAAGUUCGUGGAUGGAGGUUGCCCCGGCACCAAUAAUUUUCCCAACAAAGCCUUCUAAUUCGCCUGCUUUGGAGACCAUCACAGAAGAAGUUGCUGAGGAUGAUGAAGCUUCCAUGAAUACCCUUCUCAAGUAGUAGCAAAUGUUGCAGGAUCAAUUAUGAAGCCUCUUUUGAAGAGGCUUCAGCUUAUGAAGAUUGAAGAGGAUCAAUCAAGUUGUGGAAAUAAUCACUAGUUGUUAUUCGCUACAACUUUGUAUAGUCAAUUUUGUGAAAUAUGUAGUUCUCUUUUUCCUUCUUUUUGGAUGAUUUUAAUCUAUACAUCCCUGCCUUUGUUUAGGCUGGAGUUGGUUUAUUAAGAAAUGGCAAAUUGCAGUUUCUCGUUGUUUUGACAAAUUUGAUGGACCGUAGUUGAUAUCUCUUAUUAAUUUAUUCUCAAAAUCAAAAUAUCAUGCGUUUGAUUCCCAUUAAUAUAAAUAUCAGCCGAGACUUAUUAACCUUAAUAUCGAUUAAAAUAAAACAAUAUAAGGCUAAUUAAAAGCAUUAUGCUUGUAACGACAUAUUAUAUGAGGCAGGAGAUACUCAGUUAUGUUUAUGCAGAAUAAGUAUGUGUUUGUUUUAGCCUAUGUUUGGUUUAAAAGAAAGGGGAAGGAAAGAAAGUCAGAGGAAGGAAAGAUGGUGGAAAGUGAAUCUUUCCACUGUUUGGAACAAUCUUAAAAAGUGAAGGAAAGAAAAUUUUAUGUGGACCCCACCCAAAAAUCCUUUCCGCGCUACUUUGGACGGAAAGCGGGAAGAGCGACCAAAAUUUUGGGCAAAAGGACAAUAAUGCCCUUCUCUUUCAUCAAAUUCUAUUUGUCUUUUUGAAUACCCUUCAAAUCAAAAUCCUUCAAAAAAAUUGCUUGCUCUGGUUCUUGUUUACCUUCCAAAAUCAAACUGGUCCAUUUCAUUUGUUCUACUUCCACAACCUUUCAGUUGCUUUGUAAGCUACUACAAUGCCAAAGGGAAAAACCACUCCAUCAGAUUCUAAUCACCCUGGUAGAGAUAGCCUACAAUGGAAUGAUGAAAUGGAUCAAAUGUUGUUGAAUGCUUUGGGUGAAGAGGCAAAUAAGGGAAAUAGGCACGAUGGUGCUUGGACAACACAAGCAUACAACAACAUGGUCGAAGCCUUAAGAUCUACAAUUGGACCAAAUAUCACAAAGAAUCAUAUAAAGAAUAGAAUGAAGACACUAAAAAAUCAUUUUGCUGAAGCUUACGACUUGUUCCAUAGCUUAAGUGGAUUCUCUUGGAAUUCAAUAACUCGAAAAUUUGAUGCUGAGGACGACGUCUGGGAAGAGCUGAUUAAAGGAAAGCCACAUGCUGCAAGAUGGAGAAAAAUGCAAAUUAAGCAUUAUGACAUCUUGACUGAGUUAUUUGCAACUGAUAGGGCAAAAGGAAAUGUUGCGAAAACAGCUAAGGAAAGGAGGAAACAAUGGGAGAAGGAGAAUAUUGACUUGAAUAACUAUUUUGAAGAUACAGAAAUGUAUGUGCCAAAUGUUGGUAUGUUUGAUGAAAACCAAUUUUCACCCCCCAACUUUGAGGAUGCUAGUCCACAAAAUGGUCAAACAAAUCCUAGUGGCUUAAAUACUUCAAGGGGUACAAAACGGAAGAGAAAUGUGGUUGAGUUAGUUGAAGAUCAAUAUGAGCGAAUGAAUGAAAGUAUCAUGACAAUUGCUGAAGCUUUGAAAGAGGGAAAUUCUGUUUCUAAGGAGCUGCACCAAGUUGCAGAGCGUCAAGUUGAAGUUGCUGAAAGACAAGUUGCAGUCAUUGAAAAACAAGUUGAAAUUGCUGAAAAACAAGUUACUGUGAUACAACAAACUCGUCCUCGUCAUUAUUCAGAAUCUGAUGUAUGGGAUCUUUUAGAGGAAUUAAGAGUCACAGAUCCAUUUCGCAUGAAGGUUUAUAACCAUUUAUGUGAUAAUGAGCACAAAAAACGUAAGCUUUUUGGCGUACCACCUCAUAUGAGAGGAGAAGCUCUCAUUCAAAUGAUGACUGAUGCAGGUGCUUUCACCUCUAGUGCAAUACAAGUAGAAGUGCAGCAAGCAACUGGAGCUAUAGUGCAAAGAUGUGUAUACUAAUAUUGUGUAACUAGACUGUCAUUUAUGUUUAAUUUGCACUAUAACAUGUAGUGUAAUUGGCCAAUAUAUGCAUCAUAAUACUCAAACUCAAUAUUUAUAUAUAAAUAGAAUGAUGUUGCUUUAGCACUAACUCAUCCAAGAUUUCAAUUUUAUCUAUGAGGAAUUGAACAACUGG